Molecule: messenger RNA, 606 nt
Organism: Doryrhamphus excisus (bluestripe pipefish)
Lineage: Eukaryota; Metazoa; Chordata; Actinopteri; Syngnathiformes; Syngnathidae
Gene: eny2
Product: ENY2 transcription and export complex 2 subunit
Biological process (GO): positive regulation of DNA-templated transcription; mRNA export from nucleus
Cellular component (GO): nuclear pore; SAGA complex
Molecular function (GO): transcription coactivator activity
Source: RefSeq, a predicted model, not a curated record
UAAUCACAGUUAUGCUCAUAUAUAUAUCCCGAUCUGUUAAGCGUGUUAAUUCGUGUUUAGUUUGGUUUGUACAAGAUCACGUUGUAUUCUUUUUCCCGAGCAUCUACCACAAAAGAUGGAACUAAUGUGGUGAUGUUUCUGUUUUGGCGGAUGCAUUUGAAUGAGGGACCGUGCGCUUCCCCAGCUGAUACAUCCCAAGGAAGUGUUUUUCCCCGGUAGACCAUGAGCAAAGACUCCCAGAUGAGGGCUGCGAUUAACCAGAAGCUCAUAGAAAUGGGGGAACGGGAGCGGUUGAAGGAGCUGCUGAGGGCAAAGCUGGUGGAGUGUGGAUGGAAGGAUCAACUGAAGGCACAUUGCAAAGACGUGAUUCGAGAAAAAGGCUUGGAGCAUGUCACCGUGGAGGACCUGGUCACAGAAAUCACACCCAAAGGGAGAGCGCUCGUUCCCGACAGCGUGAAAAAGGAGCUCCUGCAGAGAAUCCGAGCGUUUCUAGCUCAACAUGCAACCUUGUGAACGCUACCUCGGCUGUCCGCAGUAUUUUUUUUAAUAACCCCCAACACCCCCCCCCCCACCCCACGUUGACAUUAAAACAAGUGUUUUCAUUUA